Messenger RNA from Gossypium raimondii (Peruvian cotton), 1030 nucleotides. Its product is annotated as protein ABIL1-like. Lineage: Eukaryota; Viridiplantae; Streptophyta; Magnoliopsida; Malvales; Malvaceae. The transcript has 3 exons. The record is from RefSeq and is a predicted model, not a curated record. Bases 535 to 849 code for a protein of 104 amino acids.
UAUUAUAUUUAUGAAUUAUGAACCUUUUGAUUUUACUUACUGUUAAAUUCUAAAUUACAAGAUAAUUCAUAGUUAACAACUCAAAAGAUAAGUAAUGCGCAUCCAAUAUUAUUAUAGCAUUUGUAUUUUUUAUAUUAUAUAUUCUAGCUUAUCCAAAAUAUAAAAAUAAUGUUUACUAUAAUAUAUUUAUUUAUUUAUCUUAUUAUUUUUUUAAGACCUAUACUCGUGUUUUCAUUUUGUCAUGGCAACUUGUUUUUCAUGUUCAUGCAAGCAGUACCAUAAUGCUCUUUGUACUUCUCUGGUUUAAUAAGCUAGUACAAGAAAUUUAUUGAAUGGAGAGCCUUAGCUAAUUUAGGCUUUUUAAUUUCAAAAACUUUUUACAUGCCAAACAUACACGGAUAAAGAAGGUAUCAGGCAGCAGCAGUUGUUGGCAUUUAUCUCAAGACAUCACAAGCACUACAUUUUACCGAGUAAGAGUAGUUGAUAGAGGCCUUCUUUUUUUCCUGGAAACUAAUUAGUUGGUUGAAGUUUUGUAUGUUUUCUCAUUUCCAUUUCCUUUUUGUCCUGUUUCUUUGCCUCUCUUCUAUUGCAAUUUUUUCUAAGCCAGAUUUUGUUAGCAAGAAGGUACAUUUUAGUCCCCAGUUACAGACAGAUCCUAGGCAAAAUUAUCUCCAUGCUAAAUCUUGUCUUCAGCCUUCAGAUACUCCUGCAUCAAAUACUCUUUCUUGGCACUUAUCCUCAGAAACCAAGUCUACUUUGAAAGGGACUUCACAAACUUUAGCAAGUCACUACUCAGAGGUAGGUUCUUGCAUGAAAGACCUGUUGAAGAGGAGAGACCACCUUCAGUAGCAGUGAGUGAAUUAAAUCAAUUAAGUCACUACUCAGAAGUAAAAUAUCCAUUAGCUUGUUCUUUAUCAGAAUGUGUUAUAUUUCCUCAACAAUGUCUAAUUUCAGUUUAUAGAAGCAAUAAACUCAUGUAGUAAACAGUGGAUGUAGUAAACCCAUUUCAGUCUAUAAAUUUUCAAGUUUA